CUGAGAUCGUUUUCAGGCUUGGGUGUGAGCAGCCCCCGUCUGCGCAUGCCUUAAAACGCGCCGGAAUUCAAUUCCCUGAGCGGCGCCGCUAGGGCCGCCAUAUUUGGGUUACGGGUGCUCGCAGAGGACAAACUUCCUCUCGUUUUGCCGGUGUCUCCUCUUCCCUCGGAAUGAGGCAAGACUUAAGAGAGGCGCUAAAACUAGGUCCAAGGUAGAGAGAGGCUCCGGUUAGAGUGAAGGAAAUAACAAGGAUCUUCCCGGAGAAUGGCGGUUGAGGACCUCACACGCGAGACGCUGAGGGACGGGCGGAGUUUCGCCGAAGUUCAGUUGGGCGAUGCCAACUUAAGGGUGUGAGCGGGGUGGCAAGGAACUGAGAUUUGGAAGGAACUACUCGGCGGAGGCCGGGAGAGUGGGAACCCGAAGGGAGCGGACAGUCGCCCACAGCCCCACUUCCUUUCCCCAGCGCGUCCGUCUCCGGCCAUGAGCGGGCUAGUGCGCACCGAGCCGCUGCGCGGGGAGCCUCCUCUGCUGGUGCCCGGCGACCGCUACUCUGUGGUGGUUUUGCUGCAGGGCUUCGCGGAGCCCGAGGGGGUCGGCGACGCCGUGCGCGCCGACGGCUCUGUGACCCUUGUCCUGCCCCAGGCCUGGGGCCCGGCCUCCAGCCACCGAGAGCCCCCGCCCGAGGGCCACGAGGCGAAGACCGCCCUGGAAGAGGCGGCCCGUGGCCCCAUCCUCGUGGACACCGCGGGCCCCUGGGCUCGAGAGGCGCUCCUGGGGGCCCUGGCGGGGCAGGGCGUGGCCCCGGGAGACGUGACUCUAGUGGUGGGGACCCACGGACACUCGGACCACAUCGGGAACUUGGGGCUGUUUCCCGGGGCGGCCCUGUUGGUCUCGCACGACUUCUGCCUCCCCGGGGGCCUCUACCUCCCCCACGGGCUGGGUGAGGAGCAGCCACUGCGAUUGGGGCCGGGACUCGAGGUGUGGGCCACGCCGGGCCAUGGUGGCCAGCGAGACGUGAGCGUGGUGGUGGCUGGCACGGCCCUGGGUACCGUCAUGAUAGUGGGCGAUGUGUUUGAACGCGAGAAGGACGAGGACUCGUGGCAGGCGCUGAGCGAAGACCCGGUGGCCCAGAAGCACAGCCGGAAGAGGGUCCUAGGCACUGCCGACGUGGUCGUGCCUGGUCACGGAGCCCCCUUUAGGGUGAUCAGGGAAGCCUUGGCGCCAGAGACAGAGGGUCUGGGGAACAGCCGACCAGAACUCAUGAUCGGCGACAAGGAGCCCAUGGUGCAUCGAUAAAACCCAGCCUUGACUUGAUUCCUUUCAGGGACCCCAGGCCCCAACCCCCCAGACAAGGAACUGGCGUCUAGGACAUGAGAGAACGUGUUAGAGAGGACUCCUGGGUAGUCACUUCCAGCCUUCCCAGGAGGCCAGUUCUACAGCGAGGACAGAGUGCUUUGGUCACUGCUGUCACCAAUACCACUAGGACCAAGGACUUGGCUCAGCUGUGCGCCACAUCUUGGGCUUCAUUAGUAAAAUGGGAGAAUGUUCUUGGGAGAGUUCCAAAAUAAAAGUGAAAACUGCAUUGAAA
Molecule: messenger RNA, 1588 nt
Organism: Hippopotamus amphibius kiboko
Lineage: Eukaryota; Metazoa; Chordata; Mammalia; Artiodactyla; Hippopotamidae
Gene: MBLAC1
Product: metallo-beta-lactamase domain containing 1
Exons: 1
Coding region: 481-1296 (271 amino acids)
Source: RefSeq, a predicted model, not a curated record